CAAUUCAUUAUAUGUUGCUGGUUGCCGCCAAGAUAUUCAGUUAAGUUCCCGUAAUCGCAGGCUUCGCCGCCCUCAACCUCCGUCACCAGUGCAGCCAUGGGUCGUAUGCAUAGCCGCGGCAAGGGUAUUUCCUCUUCGGCUUUGCCUUAUAAGAGAACUCCUCCGAGUUGGCUUAAAACCUCCUCCCAGGAUGUAGAUGACAACAUUUGCAAGUUUGCGAAAAAGGGACUGACGCCAUCACAGAUCGGUGUAAUUCUUCGCGACUCUCACGGUAUUGCUCAGGUAAAGAGUGUGACUGGAAGCAAGAUUCUCAGGAUUCUCAAAGCGCACGGGCUUGCACCGGAGAUUCCCGAA
Molecule: messenger RNA, 354 nt
Organism: Phalaenopsis equestris
Lineage: Eukaryota; Viridiplantae; Streptophyta; Magnoliopsida; Asparagales; Orchidaceae
Product: 40S ribosomal protein S13-like
Exons: 4
Biological process (GO): translation
Cellular component (GO): ribosome; cytosolic small ribosomal subunit; nucleolus
Molecular function (GO): small ribosomal subunit rRNA binding; structural constituent of ribosome
Source: RefSeq, a predicted model, not a curated record